This is a messenger RNA of Lynx canadensis (Canada lynx), 3361 nucleotides long. RefSeq names its product mitogen-activated protein kinase 8 interacting protein 2 (gene MAPK8IP2). The record is from RefSeq and is a predicted model, not a curated record. Gene Ontology annotation, molecular function: protein binding. Lineage: Eukaryota; Metazoa; Chordata; Mammalia; Carnivora; Felidae. Gene Ontology annotation, cellular component: cytoplasm. Gene Ontology annotation, biological process: regulation of JNK cascade.
CUGGCAGGGUGUCGAGGUGUGUCGGCGGGCGGGGUGUCGCAGGGCGUGUCACGAGGUGACUCGGGGAGGGCUGAGGAUCGAGGGAGGGAGCGACGAAGGGCGUGCGGGGCCGUCGCUCCGCGCACCCCUCCCCCCGCCGCAGUCGGCAGGCCUUUCCCCGGAGAAGAUGGCGGAUCGGGCGGAGAUGUUUUCUCUUUCCACCUUUCACUCGCUGUCGCCGCCAGGCUGCAGGCCCCCCCAGGACAUAAGCCUGGAAGAAUUUGACGAUGAGGACCUGUCUGAGAUCACCGAUGACUGUGGCCUGGGCCUCAGCUAUGACUCGGACCACUGCGAGAAGGACAGCCUCUCCCUGGGACGUUCGGAGCAGCCGCACCCCAUCUGCUCCUUCCAGGAUGACUUCCAGGAGUUUGAGAUGAUCGAUGACAAUGAAGAGGAGGAGGAGGAAGAAGAGGAGGAGGAGGAGGAAGAAGAGGAGGAAGGAGAAGGGGAGGGCAAGGAGGGAGGAGGCCCUGGCUUAGAGGCCCCUGCCCCAGAGGAGGCCCUGAUCCCCUCCCCCUCCGUGGAGGAGCCCCACAAGAAUCGGCCCACCACGCUCCACCUGACUACACUGGGAGCCCAGGACUCCCUGAACAACAAUGGAGGCUUUGCCCCUGCGCCUCCAGCUUCCUGGCAGGAAACAGUCCCGUGCUCACCUCCCCAGGAGCCCCUCAGAGAGUCACCCGCCCCCCUCCGGCCCACAGACGCGAGCCCCUGCAGGGCACAGUCGCCUGUGCGCCCAGGCUGCGAUUGCGAAGGGAACCGGCCGGCGGGCCCCCCCGCGCCCUGUGGGGCCUCGCCCUCGUCAGAUCCUGGCAUCGAGGCCGACCUGGGCAGCCGCUCCAGCGGGGGCCGCGGAGGCCGGCGCAGCAGCCAGGAGCUGUCGUCGCCAGGCUCCGACUCGGAGGACGCUGGGGCCGCACGCCUGGGGCGCAUGAUUUCCUCCAUCUCGGAGACGGAGCUGGAGCUGAGCAGCGACGGCGGCAGUAGCAGCAGCGGCCGCUCCUCGCACCUCACCAACUCCAUCGAGGAGGCCUCGUCGCCUGCCUCCGAGCCCGAGCCCGAGCCCGAGGCCCCGUGCGAGCCCCCGCGCCGCCCCGCCUUCCUGCCGGUGGGCCACGACGACACCAACAGCGAGUACGAGUCAGGGUCCGAGUCCGAGCCAGACCUCAGCGAGGACGCCGACUCGCCCUGGCUGCUCAGCAACCUCGUGAGCCGCAUGAUCUCCGAGGGCUCCUCGCCCAUCCGCUGCCCUGGCCAGUGUCUGUCCCCCGCGUCGCGUCCCUCGGGGGAGCCCGUGUCGCCGGCUGGCGGGGCCACACAGGCCCCUGAGGCGGCUGCGGGGCCGGGCGGCGUGGAGCUCGUGGACAUAGAGACGCUGUGCGGGGCCGCCGCGCCCGGUGCCUAGGCACCCCGGCUGGCCCUGCGCAGCCCGGGCUGCCUCUUCCUCAGCAACCCCACAACGCGACCAGAAUCACGCCGCUGUUGGGCCGCUCCGGGCCGCGGCGCCCGUCCCGGCCGCGCCUGCUCCUGCCGCUAUCUCGGCAGGAGGAGGAGGGACGACGAGGAGGAAGAGAAGAGGAAUGACACUGAAGACAGUGCGGGGCCCCAUGGGGGCCGGAAGCGCGGGCCCCGCCGCGCCGCCUGGACGCCUCGCUGGGUGUACGAUGCGGUCAAGUACACGCUGGUGGUGGACGAGCACACGCAGCUAGAGCUGGUGAGCCUUCGGCGCUGCGCUGGCCUCGGGGAGGACAGCGAGGAGGACAGCGGCGGGGAGGCCAGCGAGGAGGACAGCGGCGGGGAGGCCAGCGAGGAAGAGACAGCAGCUGCACUUCUGAUGUCGGCUCAGGGCCCGGAGGACGCCUCCCCAGACAGCCCUGACCUCACCUUCUCCAAGAAGUUCCUCAAUGUCUUUGUCAACAGCACAUCUCGUUCUUCCAGCACCGAGUCCUUUGGCCUUUUUUCCUGCUUGGUCAACGGGGAGGAGCGAGAGCAAACCCAUCGGGCUGUCUUCAGGUUCAUCCCCCGCCAUCCGGAUGAACUGGAGCUGGAUGUGGAUGACCCGGUGCUGGUGGAGGCCGAGGAGGACGACUUCUGGUUCCGUGGCUUCAACAUGCGCACAGGGGAGCGUGGGGUCUUCCCUGCCUUCUACGCCCACGCGGUGCCCGGCCCUGCCAAGGACCUGCUGGGGAGCAAGCGGAGUCCCUGCUGGGUGGAGCGCUUCGAUGUGCAGUUCCUGGGCUCUGUAGAGGUGCCCUGUCACCAGGGCAAUGGCAUCCUGUGUGCAGCCAUGCAGAAGAUUGCUACUGCCCGGAAGCUGACGGUCCACCUGCGUCCUCCUGCCUCCUGUGACCUUGAGAUUUCCCUCCGGGGGGUCAAGCUGAGUCUAAGCGGAGGACCUGAGUUCCAGCAUUGCAGCCACUUCUUCCAGAUGAAGAACAUCUCCUUCUGUGGCUGCCAUCCCCGCAACAGCUGCUAUUUCGGCUUCAUCACCAAACACCCUCUGCUGAGCCGUUUUGCCUGCCACGUCUUUGUGUCCCAGGAGUCCAUGAGGCCCGUGGCCCAGAGUGUGGGCCGCGCCUUCCUGGAGUACUACCAGGAGCACCUGGAGUACGCCUGCCCCACAGAGGACAUCUACCUGGAGUAGCCGCCGCCGGUCUCCUGCUGCAGGUGCAGCUGGGGCUGGGCGUGUCUCAAGAAGCCACUGCGGCUUUGGCAAGAACUGGAUUGGGGGCACGUGGGAACUGACGUCCAGGGGGUUUCCUCCGUGCUCCCCAGGGGCUUCGGGAGAGAGGAGUCCGCACCUCUCCACUUUCCCUCCGAUCCGUUCUUUCUCUCUGUGUCGCCCUCAUCUGCCCCUUGACCUCCUCCUAUCUCCUUGUUUCUGUCUCUGCCCCUCUCUGUGCCUGCAAACUCUCACCCUCUGCUCUUUACUUGGGGUCAGAACUGGGAGGGUUGUAGAGGAAGGAGAGGCUCUAGGCGGCCAGUGGCACCAAGCUCCCAGGUGAUCCCCUCCUGCCCCUCCCCUGUGAUUUAUAAAGGAAUUUUAAUUUUUAUAGUGAAUCUCAAGGGAUUAUCCCAUCCUUGACCACAGGGACAAAGAGAGGGACCCCCAUACUGCCCUCCGUGGAGCUCAGGGGGAAGCAGGGAGGGGUUCCCCAGAAGGGGCUUGGGGGAGAUUAGGAGGAGCUCUGGAUGCUUACCCCAAGCCCCCAGACGCUAGGAGGAGGGCGCCCGCCCUGGCCCUGGUCGCACCAGCGUCCGCUUCGCCGCUGCACACACUCCCCGCAGUCUAGCGCCUCAAUAAACUCUCUGCUUGGUGUGA